Messenger RNA from Dothidotthia symphoricarpi CBS 119687, 459 nucleotides. RefSeq lists its product as uncharacterized. The record is from RefSeq and is a predicted model, not a curated record. NCBI's taxonomy places the organism in Eukaryota, Fungi, Ascomycota, Dothideomycetes, Pleosporales, Dothidotthiaceae. The coding region runs from base 1 to 459 and encodes 152 amino acids. The transcript is spliced from 3 exons.
AUGGAUCUCGAUGUCCCCACCGCGAACGAUCCUCAGCCGUCCAUCUUCCGCUGGAUCCUAGGCUUCCUUAUGGUCGGCGCGUGUUGGGGACUCACAACUCCGUUCAUGCGGAAAGCAGCCAUGAACUACAAUCCUCCCCAACGGCCCUCACUCGACGAUCCAAACAACUCGUGGAUGAAGAAGAAGGUGUUGGGGAUUUGGUAUGCCGUGAUAGGAGUGCUCAGCAGACCGGCAUAUGCAGUACCGCUGCUGUUGAACGUCACUGGCAGCAUAUGGUUCUUCAUACUGAUUGGAAAGGCUGAGUUGAGUCUUACAGUUCCGAUCACCAACUCGCUAGCCUUCUUGUUUACAGUGCUGGGAGAGUGGUGGGCAGAGAAGAAGGUCAUCAGCAGAGACACUUGGAUAGGCAUGGCUUUUGUGCUAGCUGGCAUCGGAUUAUGCGUACAGAGCAAGUCGUAG